This is a messenger RNA of Plasmodium malariae, 2721 nucleotides long. RefSeq names its product kelch protein, putative. The record is from RefSeq and is a predicted model, not a curated record. Gene Ontology annotation, molecular function: protein binding. The coding region runs from base 1 to 2721 and encodes 906 amino acids. The transcript has a single exon. NCBI's taxonomy places the organism in Eukaryota, Apicomplexa, Aconoidasida, Haemosporida, Plasmodiidae.
AUGGGAAAGAAAGAUAAAAAGAGUAAAGAAAAAAAGGAAAAACUAAAAUUGAAAAAAGAGAAACAGAAGCUAAAGUCAUUGAAGUCGAAGAAGAAAAAAAACAUUAACACAUUAAGUGAUGAAGAUUUUGAUACUAUUUGUAUGUAUUAUGAAAAUUUAAAUAAAAAAGAUAAAUAUGCUCAUAUAAAUAUAAACAAUAAUUCAAACAAUACAUUUGUGGAAUGCGAAAAGCCUAGUCCUAGAAGUAAUUGUUCAGUAACAUUUAUUAAUGAAGAAGAGUUCCUUUUAUUUGGUGGAGAAUAUAAUGACAACAACGAAUUAAUAGCAUAUAAUGAUUUAUUUAAAUAUAAUAUAAUAAAAGAUAAAUGGAAGUAUUAUUUUACAACUAGUAAAAAGCCCAAGCCAAGAUGUUCUCAUCAAGCUGUUUAUUUCAAUAAAAAAUUGUAUAUCUUUGGUGGGGAAUUAUGUACGAAUACUCAGUUUUUUCAUUACAAUGAUUUUUGGUAUUUCGAUCUUAAAAAUAAUACCUUUGAAGAAAUAGAAACGAAAAACAAAAAAGAGGAAAGACCAUCCCCCAGAAGUGGUCAUCGAAUGAUUUUAUGGAAAAAUUGUAUAAUUAUGUUUGGAGGUUUUUUUGAUAAUAACAAGUCUGUAGAAUAUUUUAAUGAUCUAUAUAUGUAUAUAAUAAAUAGUAAUAAAUGGGAAAACUUAACAAAUGUAUACAUAAAUAGUUUAUUUAAAAGGUUAACGGAAAAUAGUAGCAAUGUAUGUAAUCUUAAUCAUAACCACAAUACAAAUAACGGUAGUAUUAAUAACAAUUUGUCGUCGACAAAAAAUGAAAAAAAAAAUAGCGAUAAAAAUUUCCAAAUGAUGAAAAGUAAAUUUUUUAAAAAUUUUGAUUUAGAUUCAUAUAUGCCAUCAAAAAGAUCUAGUACAAGUUUAUUCACAGAUAUAAAAUUUCAAAAAAUAUAUAUAUAUGGUGGUUAUGCUCAGGUGAAAAGCACUUCAAGAAAUGCCAUUGGUGUUUACUAUAAUGAUAUGUGGAUUCUGAAUAUAAACUUUUUGAAUGAAGAUAACAUUUCAGUAAAUUAUAAAAAAUUAAAAAAGAGUAUUUUUCAACCAUCUAAAAGAAUCGGUUUUAGUACAUGUAUCUACAAAAAUUCCUUAAUUUUGUUCGGGGGCGUUUAUGAUACAGUGGAGGAAAACAAUUCUGGAAAGGGAAGAGUCUGCAACAUCAAUGAUAGUAGCAAUAAAAAUAAUAGUAAUAAAAAUAGUAGUAGUAAAAGUAUUACUAAUAGUAGCUUAUUGGAGGAGCCACUAAACAUGCAGUCCAUCUUUUUUAACGAUUUAUAUUUAUUUGACAUGAACAAAGAACACUGGUCUUAUUUGAAUUUGAAAAGUAAAGACAAAAAAGGUUUAAAUAGAAAUUGUAUGGAAAAUAUAAAAAAGGAAACAGAAGAAAACAGUUUAGGGGAUAUUACCAACAACAGUAGUAGCAAUAAACAUAUUCUAAUAGGAGGAGAAGAGGGAAACUCUAAUCAACAUAAAAAAGGGAAGUUUGAAUCGAAAGACCUUUCAGAUGGUUAUUUCAGCCAUUUGGAUGAUUACAAUGAAAGUGAUGAUGAAUAUUAUUCUAACGUGUUUGUGUAUUUUGACGAAAAUGGAAAUAAGAAGACAAUAAGAAUAGAGAAAGAAGAAAUGGAGGGACAAAUAGAGAGAGAAGGAAGGAAGGUAAAAGAUAACAAAAAAGAAAAUGAAAAUUUUAAUGAGGACAAAGAACACAUAGAAUGUAUGCAAAACUUAACCCUAAAAACAUCGGUAGUUACGAAAGAGAGGUAUACCGUAAUAGACAAAAUGAUAGAUACUCAUUCCGUUUUUGUACAGUUUGAUGAUCAAAAAUCCUCGACAGAAAAUAACAAUAUUGAAGAUUUAAAUGAAAAUACAAGUGAUUUCAACCGUUCGAAUUGCAAAGAUGAUACAAAAAAUUUAAAGGAGGUACUGCAAGUGCACAAUGUUAAUAGUGAUAAAAAUAUAAAUAAUCGAGAUGUGGAAAAAGAUAAGGAUGAACGGAUAAAUAAUUUAAGUAUUACAGAUUUAGACAGUGAUAAAGAAGAUAAAAAAAUGAAGUUCAUAAUAAAUGAUAUUGAGCCAAUAGGAAGAAUGAAUAGUCAUAUAUUUGUGAUAAAUAAAAACUUGUAUUUAUUUGGUGGCAUGUAUGAAUAUAAGAAUAACGAAAUUAUUCUAAGUGAUUACUGGAAAAUUAAUAUUUUUAAAAGAGAAAAAUGGGAAUUAGUACAUAAAGGUAAUUUAGAUGAUAUAUAUGUGGAUGCAUCAGAUACAAGUUCUUCAUUGUCUAUAGAUGAUGAAAAUAAAGAUGACAAAGAGAUAGAGGAUUUAAUAAUUUGUAAUAAAAUUAAAAAAAUAGAAAAUAAAAUUAAGGCGGAAAGUGGUGGUUUGAAUUUUGAUGUCAAUGAGAAUUUAAAUGAAUUUUUUUUAAGAACAAAACAAUUUUGGUUAAAUGAACUAAAUAUUUUUAACGAAAAUAAGCAAAAUAGAAAAGACGCUUUUAUUCUGUGUGAGCAAAAAUACAUAGAGCUCAAAAAAUAUUAUAAUAAAAUUCAGAAAUACAAGGAAUUGCUGUUAGAAGAACAUUACGAAGGAAGCAUAACGGAAGAUGAUUCCACUGCACAAGAAGAGUCCUCUAAUUUAUUAGUUGAUUAG